GUCCGAGCCUGUUUGACUUCUACCACUACUUCUACAUGCUGACCAACGUCCUGUUCUACGUCAGCUCCGCCAUCAACCCCAUCCUCUACAACCUGGUGUCCGCCACCUACCGGCAGAUCUUCUUCUCCACGCUGCGCUACCUGGCCCUGCCCUGCCGCCGGGCGCCUCGGAGGCGGCAGCGCCACUUCACCCGCCACUCCAUCAGCAUCUCCAGCAACCACACCACCUCCACCCACAUCGUCAAGGAGUCUGCGUACUGAGGAAACCUGGGCUGA
Molecule: messenger RNA, 275 nt
Organism: Salarias fasciatus (jewelled blenny)
Lineage: Eukaryota; Metazoa; Chordata; Actinopteri; Blenniiformes; Blenniidae
Product: neurotensin receptor type 1-like
Exons: 2
Coding region: 36-260 (74 amino acids)
Biological process (GO): neuropeptide signaling pathway
Cellular component (GO): plasma membrane
Molecular function (GO): G protein-coupled neurotensin receptor activity
Source: RefSeq, a predicted model, not a curated record